Molecule: messenger RNA, 1053 nt
Organism: Diaporthe citri
Lineage: Eukaryota; Fungi; Ascomycota; Sordariomycetes; Diaporthales; Diaporthaceae
Exons: 3
Coding region: 1-1053 (350 amino acids)
Biological process (GO): NADPH regeneration
Cellular component (GO): cytoplasm
Molecular function (GO): nucleotide binding; oxidoreductase activity
Source: RefSeq, a predicted model, not a curated record
AUGGAACCUCUCCGAAUCGCCGUCGCUGGUCUCGGUCGCAUGGGCCGCCGUCAUGUUCAAAACCUCAUCUACCGUGUGCCGCGCGCCUCAGUCGUCGCGGUCUGCAGCACGGAAGCUCAUGAGCUAGAAUGGGCCCGUGCCUUCGAGGAGUACAAGGAGUUCAACGUCACCAUCUACGAUUCUUAUGAGAAGAUGCUCUCACACCCAGGUCUACAAGCUGUUUGGAUCUCUACCAGCACCGACGUCCACGCGAGCCAGACGAUGGGCGCCAUCAAGAAGGGUUUGCACGUCUUAUGCGAGAAGCCUCUGAGUACGAAGAUGGACGAGAUCGCCGAAGUCGUCAACGCGGCCAAAGCCAACCCCCAUCUCAAGGUGAUGGCCGGCUUCUCGCGGCGCUUCGACGCCUCGUACCGCGACGCCGCAGCCAAGAUCUUCGAGAACAAAGCAAUCGGCAGCCCCUUCAUCGUGCGGUCCAACACGUGCGACCUGCUCGACCACACGGGCUUCUUCGUGCGCUACGCCCCGCGCAACGGCGCCAUCUUCGUCGACUGCGCCAUCCACGACAUCGACCUCUCGCUGUGGUACCUCUCGGACCCGGUCCCCAAGGCCUGCUGGGCGACGGGGACGCUGCAGCACCACCCGGAGCUGAGGGAGAUGAACGACGUGGACAACGGCGUCGGCGUGGUCGAGUUCUGGGGCGGCAAGAUCGCCUACUUCUACUGCUCGCGCACGCAGGCGCACGGCCAUGACGUGUGCACCGAGAUCACGGGCACCGAGGGCAAGGUGUCGGUGAACGUGGUCCCGCGGGCGAACAACGUGUUGCUGGCGGACAAGCUGGGCAUCCGCAACGAGGUGCAGCCUGAGUACUGGCAGCGGUUCGAGGAUGCUUUUGCGCUGGAGGCUAACGAGUUUACCGAGGCCGUGUUGAAGGACAAGCCCGUGCCGCUACCCAUUGAGAAGGGGGUCAAGGUCAUGGAGAUUGGGCGGGCUUUGCAGGACGCGCUGCUGACCGGAGAGGUGCAGAGGUUCAAUGAGAAGGGAGAGCGCAUUUAG